This is a messenger RNA of Alnus glutinosa, 774 nucleotides long. RefSeq names its product early light-induced protein, chloroplastic-like. Lineage: Eukaryota; Viridiplantae; Streptophyta; Magnoliopsida; Fagales; Betulaceae. The transcript is spliced from 3 exons. Bases 70 to 618 code for a protein of 182 amino acids. The record is from RefSeq and is a predicted model, not a curated record.
UUUCUACGCUGCAUUAAUUUAGUAUUCCCUAGCCUGCUUCCUGAUUCUUCAAAGUUCAAAGCAUUCGCGAUGACUACUUCGGCUGUAAUGCAAUCCAUCUUGGCCAGCCCUCUGACCCGUCUGGCCAAUGGGUCUACUAGGGUGAACCAGUUUCUUCCCAGCUCUUAUGUGCCACGCUUGCCAAGGAAUUCUAGCGUGCGAGUGCGGUCCAUGUCAAAGGAAGACCAGAAAGAGCAGCCAACACCUGUUAUUAAACAACAGCCACUUAAGGUGAGCACCAAGUUCUCUGACCUGUUCGCAUUUGGUGGGCCCGUACCGGAGAGGAUCAACGGCAGGCUAGCCAUGGUCGGCUUCGUUGCCGCGAUGGCGGUAGAGCUAUACAGGGGACAGGAUUUGUCUGUCCAGAUAUCCAACGGUGGGAUCCCAUGGUUCCUAGGAACUACCAUUUUGCUAACAUUUGCAUCUCUGAUUCCUUUGCUCAAAGGGGUCAGCGUGGAGUCCAAGUCAGAUGGGUUUAUGACUUCAGAUGCUGAGAUGUGGAAUGGGAGGUUUGCCAUGUUGGGUUUGGUUGCACUUGCCUUUACUGAGUACAUGAACGGCGGUGGAACCCUUGUGUAGACUCAGAUCUUGCUUAUUAAUUAGAACCCACGAAUAAAACCAUAUAGCUCCAUCCUCCAUAUAUGUAAAUCGGAAGCAAGUAGUACUGUAAAUCGGAAGCAAGUAGUACUAGUACUGUAGUCUUUAUUUUAAAAGCGAAAUGAAAAUAUAUUUCCC